Messenger RNA from Vigna umbellata (rice bean), 459 nucleotides. RefSeq lists its product as uncharacterized. NCBI's taxonomy places the organism in Eukaryota, Viridiplantae, Streptophyta, Magnoliopsida, Fabales, Fabaceae. The record is from RefSeq and is a predicted model, not a curated record.
AUGGAAGCAUAUCUAGAUGCUAACGAUGUGUGGGAAGCGGUAGAAGAGGACUACGAAGUGUCUCCCUUGCCAGAUAAUCCUACGGUUUCUCAAAUGAAAAAUCACAAAGAAAGGAGGCUUCGAAAAUCCAAAGCCAAAUCAAUUUUGUUCACAGCCGUAUCUCUAGUCAUUUUCAAUAGAAUAAUGACGUUGAAAACGACAUAUGAAAUUUGGAAGUUUAUGAAGGAAGAGUAUGAAGGAAGUGAGAGAAUCAAAGGAAUGCAAGCUUUGAAUCUGGUUCGAGAACUUGAUAUGCAAAGGAUGAAAGAUUCGGAGACAAUCAAAGAUUAUGCAGACAAGCUUCUCGGCAUUGCAAAUAAAAUACGGCUUCUUGGCACUGAUAUUCCUGAUUCUCGAAUUGUUCAAAAAAUACUUGUAACAAUUCCAGAAAGAUAUGAAGCCACAUUAACUUCCUUGUAG